Molecule: messenger RNA, 588 nt
Organism: Charadrius vociferus (killdeer)
Lineage: Eukaryota; Metazoa; Chordata; Aves; Charadriiformes; Charadriidae
Product: dnaJ homolog subfamily A member 1-like
Exons: 3
Biological process (GO): protein refolding
Cellular component (GO): cytosol; cytoplasm
Molecular function (GO): Hsp70 protein binding
Source: RefSeq, a predicted model, not a curated record
AUGGUGAUGCCACGCCGCGGCGGCGGCCGGCAUCCAUCUGGUUGCAACUCGGGGGGGUUGGCGUGCGGCUGGGCGCUGAUCCGGGCUUUCCCCUCCAUCCACGCAGGGAAGACGGUGGUGCACCAGCUCUCGGUGUCGUUGGAGGACCUCUACAACGGCACCACGCGCAAGCUGUCCCUGCAGAAGAACAUCAUCUGUAGGAAGUGCGGAGGCUGCGGGGUACGGGAGGGCGCCCAGAGAAGGUGCCCCAAGUGCCACGGCUCGGGCAUGGAGGUUCGCAUUCACCAGCUGGGACCCAGCAUGAUCCAGCAGAUCCAGACGGUGUGUUCCCAGUGCCAGGGCCAGGGCGAGUGGAUCCGGCCUCGGGAUUGCUGCCUCACCUGCAACGGCCGCAAAGUCGUGCGGGAGAAGAAAAUCCUCAGCGUUCACCUGGAUAAAGGCAUGAAGGACGGGCAGAAGAUCACCUUCCACGAGGAAGGAGACCAAGUUCCCGGCCUGGAGCCCGGGGAUAUCAUCAUCGUUCUGGAUCAGAAGGAACAUCCCGUUUUCCGACGCAGCGGUGACGAUCUCAUCGUCAAGAGGGAGAUC